Molecule: messenger RNA, 2945 nt
Organism: Aspergillus saccharolyticus JOP 1030-1
Lineage: Eukaryota; Fungi; Ascomycota; Eurotiomycetes; Eurotiales; Aspergillaceae
Product: UNC45-central domain-containing protein
Exons: 2
Coding region: 217-2715 (832 amino acids)
Source: RefSeq, a predicted model, not a curated record
UACUUCCCCUGGCUUGACUCGCGCCUCUCCCCUCUUUCUCUCUUUCUCAUUCUUCCCUCUUCCCUUCCUGCCCUCCGACCGUGGCUUUGUUCCCUUAUCAGCCUGCGCUGUCCCCUCCUCCGAUUUAUUCUUUCAAUUUUUUCAACCGUUCUCCGACCUGGUUCUUUCUUGAGACCAAUCCUCCCGCUCCCGCCUCGUCUAUUUUUCAGGCCUGACAUGGUUCACUCAACGAGCGAAGAACGUGCUGUACAUUUGACUCGAGAGGCUGUUGAAUUGAUAGAUGCUGGUCAUCGUGAGGCCGCUUCGCGGAACCUUCGAGAAGCGCUCACCCUAGCACCCGAACAUCCAGCUGUCAAAGAAGCUUUCCUCAAAAUCCAAGAAGAGGAGGCAAAUGGACAUCAUCUCCUAGACCUCUGUCGACGAUAUAGUUCAGGGAAGGACGAAUCUGCGGGCAAAGAUGCCGCCCUCUACUUGCGCACCGACGGCCUCAAACCGCCCGAGGAGGUUGCACUAGAAUGUGUCAAAUUUAUCUUGGCGCAACACCCACAUGCCUUGUCCUCGCUGCAGGACGAUAUUAUCUCCGGCCUGGUUCGCCAGAGCAAUAGUGUGCGCCAGCACUUCUCCAACCAGCUCCAGAUUUCCGUCACCACCUUCUUCGAUGACAUUUACGAACGGGGCGAUGCAGCUGCGGUUUGCCUCGACACUGUCGUCCUAGAUCCUUCCGUUUGGCCAUCGCAGGAUGCCCGUCUGCACUGUGAGCGUGAGCUCUUCCAACUUUUUAUCGCCAAGCUUAUGGAAUCCGGUCACGAUAUGGACGGUCGCUCGCUGAAGGGUAUUGCGCGGCUGCUGGCUGUCGACGCGGCCAAAUUGCAAGAUCUAGUGGAUGACGAGAGUCUCGACGUGAUCCUUUCGUCCCUGGAUUCUCGCCUCCCUCUUGAGUGGAGGAGCCAGGCUACGUUGGCAACCGUUAAAUACCUGGAGGUUUCUAAGGAGGUUGGCCAGAAUCGGUUCUCCCAGCUCAUCUCGACGAAGGUAAUCAAGGGCCGCAGUGACGGCUUGAUCGAGGCUUUCUCUGCAACAGCCGCCGUCUUCCCGGUGAUUCCGGAGACUGCCGCAGCACUGUUUCUCUCGGAGAGUUUCCUGGCUGCAUUAGCUCCCUUGACUUCCAGAGAUGCCAAAAGCAAGAAAGUUGAGACCUCGUUUUUGGAACUCCUUAAUGCUGCUUGCGUCAACAAGGCCUGCCGUGAGGCGAUCUUCAAGCAUUUGUCUACCUGGCUUUCCCAUCUUCUCACCAACGGCAGUGACCAAAGCUCUGAAUUGGCAGCAGUCAUCCUGGCCAAGGUUCGGACCUCUGCGCAGGUCGCACCCUCCGAAACCAAUGGCAAGAUCCAGGACGACGACACUCGGGUCACAGAGCUUGUUGAUCGAUUCAAGGACGCCAUGUCGAAGCAUAAGGGUGAAGGCAUUGCUAAUGUGAUUGAAGGAUUGGCAUUUGCUUCGGUCAAGCCCGCCGUGAAGGAGCAGCUUGCUAAGGAUCCGACUUUUGUACAGAACCUCAUUCGGGUGCUGCACGAGAAUUCCACCGUGCCGUCAGUUCUCUAUGGUGGCUUCAUGGUCAUCAUGAACCUCACGCAAUUCCUCCCCAACCUGACAGAGGAACAAAAGAGGGUAUCGCAGCUGAAGUCGUAUGCCGAAGCAUCGCCAAACGCUCGCAAGGGUUCCGAUCCCUUGGACGAUGAACAGCACGUCAUUGCCCGCUGCACCGCACUUGUGGAUGCGGGAAUUAUUCCUCUUCUGGUUGACUGUGUCAAGACAAGCCUGCCCUCCGUCCAGAUUCUCAUGAGCAAGAUCCUCCUCUCUCUGUCUAGUGAUCGGAAAUCUCGUGGAAAGCAAGCGCAACAAGGCGCCGUCAAGUUGUUGAUCAAUAUGUCGACCGUGAAGCAAGGCUCGACUCCGAAUGAGAUUGUUAGCAAUGCUUCUCAUGCGCUCGCGCGAAUUCUAAUCUCUGUCAAUCCCGCGCUCGUUUUUCCAAGCUCCGGGUUCCCUCAGAUCACGUCUGCCAUUCGACCUCUGACCGCGCUGCUCUCCAUCCCCGAGACAACCAGUCUUUCCACAGAGCAACCGCGGGACUUGCUCCCUGUCUUUGAGAGCUUGCUGGCUCUGACUAAUCUGGCCUCGCAUCCAGAUGAGUCCGCCCCUGACGCCAUUGUUCGCCAGGCUUGGUCAGUCAUCGAAGACCUCCUCCUCUCCAACAGUCUCCUGGUACAGCGCGCUGCUUGCGAGCUAGUUUGUAAUUUGAUGACCUGCGAAGCGGGUGUGGUAAAAUUCGCGGAUGGCUCGAAACGUGCUGCUCAACGUCUGCAUAUCUUGUUGGCUCUGACCGAUACUGACGACCUCGCAACGCAAAGUGCCGCGGGUGGAGCCCUCGCCAUGUUGACCGAGUUUGAUGCGGCCAUCGCAGGUGUUCUGGAACGGCCCCGUGGUGUUCAAUUGCUGCUUGGUCUCUGUCAAGAAGAAGACGACGGGCUUGUUCACCGCGGUGUGACCUGUAUCAGAAACAUGACCUGCCUUGCCACUGGUGACGUCUGUCGCCGGGCCAAAGAAGCCAUUAAGCAGAAUGAUGGCAUUGAAAUCAUGAAGAAUUUGCUGAAGAAGACCAAGAACCCUGCUGUCCUGCAGAUUGGUGUCGAAGCCCUCAAGCCCUUGGUGGCCUAGGUCUUUUGUCUCUAUAACGAGGCUUCUAUGUUAUUUUCUAGUCAGUCUCGGUGUUUCAUACCUUUUGUGCUCGAUAAAGCGUUGUGAGUUUGCGGGUUUGAAGCUUGCGUGAAGGGUCUGGUGUUCGGUUAGGUUGUGUGGUUCUUUGCGGCGUUUAUAAUCAGCCUGUGAGACUUUGGGUGUUAUGGUGUGUUUCUCAUCUCAACGAUUAUAGCUGGUCCUAUGAGCGU